GUACCUUUAACUUUUAAGCACCAUUUACGAAAAAGUUUUAUUGUUUGUUACGUCUUUUGUAUUCAAAACACGCUGAUAUAAGGCACUUAAUAUAAAAAGAAUACUCUCGGUCGGAUCUGCAUCAGUUAAGAUGAAGUUUUAUCUGGUGUGUUUGUCGGUUCUCCUUGUUGGAGCCUAUGCUGCUCCUAACGAUCCUCCCAGCGUUCGAGUCGUAGGAGGCGACGAUGCCGAGCCGGGCCAGUUCGCUUACCAGGCCUCAGUCCAAUACUGCCUUCAGGGUACCUGUUCGCACGCCUGCGGUGGAGCCAUCAUCAGUUCAAUGUGGGUCCUGUCAGCUGCUCACUGUAUCACCCAAGCCCCAGCCCUUGGCAGCUACCAGAUUUUAGUCGGCGUCCUCAACUUCAACGAAGAUAACCCGGAAAGACAGUUGCACCGCGUCAACUACGCGAUCAUCCACCCGGAGUACGCAGGUGCUACCGCUGACCCACACGAUCUCGCGAUCUUCAGGCUAGCCAAUCCACUCACAUUCAACUCCAUGGUACAACCGAUCGGUCUUCCCGACCAAGACGACUUCUUCGCGGGCGUCGCAGUCCUGUCAGGAUGGGGAUCCAUCAGUAACACCAACGUACCCAUCAUGCCCACUACCCUCCAAUUCGUUGAGGUACCCAUCAUCGAUACCGAAACAUGCAAAAGAGCUUUCGAUGUCAUACUAGGAGGCGCACCGAAUCCCCUGGACUUGGAAGCCAACAUUUGUACGGGACCGUUGACUGGAGGAGUCUCCAUUUGCCAAGGAGAUUCUGGUGGUCCAUUGGCUGAUUUUCAAGGACAAAUACUGAUCGGUAUCGCGACUUGGACAGGUAAUCCAUGCGGCAGAGCGGGAUCACCAUCAGUCUACAACAACGUCAGCUACUACACCCGAUGGAUCAGAGGUUCUAUCACUGGAUAAGUGUGUUGAAUUCAUUUAUUAUUUAUUUAAUUUGCGAAAUAAAGUACUAGUUCGCUA
Molecule: messenger RNA, 1003 nt
Organism: Anoplophora glabripennis (Asian longhorned beetle)
Lineage: Eukaryota; Metazoa; Arthropoda; Insecta; Coleoptera; Cerambycidae
Product: trypsin-1-like
Exons: 4
Coding region: 131-946 (271 amino acids)
Biological process (GO): proteolysis
Molecular function (GO): serine-type endopeptidase activity
Source: RefSeq, a predicted model, not a curated record